Molecule: messenger RNA, 450 nt
Organism: Strongylus vulgaris
Lineage: Eukaryota; Metazoa; Nematoda; Chromadorea; Rhabditida; Strongylidae
Source: the annotation of a GenBank genome assembly
CCUAGACAUCGUUUGUGCUACGAUGAUGUUACGAACUACGCAUCAGCUGAUAUGUCCAUUGGCGACACUACUGUAACAGACGCUCCUUCAUCACCUAACGCUGAUCACAUAGAGAAUACGUUUUUCAACAAUGAUACUAUGGCUGCUUUUGAGAAAGGUCCUAAAGGACGUUUGAGUUACGACAGAUUAACAAAUUACUCAGUAGCCGAUAUGUCGCUGGUCGAAACGGCUGUAACGGAUAGCACUGAAGCUCCAAGCACAGCUGAGGCAUUCGGUUCGCUGUGUCAUUCUUCUGAGAAUAUGUUCAUUUCUGACAACACAUUCAGAGAAGCAGAUGCUGGGCAGAAGGCCACCUUGAAUCUCAAUGCCACUCAGUACAGUAACAUUGACAUGUCCCUCAACAGCACCGUUGAUUGUUCUUCACGUGAGUCAUGUUCUUUUUGUACUUGA